UCUGCUGCUUGCUAGGGAUAUGAAGUCCCUAUAAAUUACAGCUUCAACUUCCCUUUACUUCUCACUAUUCUUCUUACUUCUGCAGAUAUGGAUUUUAACCUUCGAUGUUCAGAGUCUAUGCCGGACUUCUCUAUGAUCGGAAUGAUGGAUGAAGAUGUUCCAAGUAGGCGAUCUUCUCCACUUCGCGGCUUUUUCAAAUCUCAGAUCCGAGCUCCAUGCGCUUUGAUCAAGAACCUUCCAGAUACAGACCGGGAGAUUGCGAUGGCCUUUAUCAAAGCGCUCGCAAUUCAACACAGGAAGCUAUCGCUGGAAAAGAAAAAACUUUGGAAGAAGAUUCAUCGAAUGCAGCGCAGGGUCACUGCGAUAUCAAGGGAUCUUCACAUCCUUAGUUCUCACCCCGGAGAGUGGAUUGAGCUUGGAAUCUCCGAAUUUGCUCGUAUCCCGGAUUGUAUGAUGCCAGUUCUUGAUCUUGCUGGUCAAGAAGUUCAAGUGUUCUGCUCUCCGGGAGGGUUUUCCUAA
This is a messenger RNA of Arabidopsis lyrata subsp. lyrata, 519 nucleotides long. RefSeq lists its product as uncharacterized. The record is from RefSeq and is a predicted model, not a curated record. The transcript has a single exon. Lineage: Eukaryota; Viridiplantae; Streptophyta; Magnoliopsida; Brassicales; Brassicaceae. The coding region runs from base 88 to 519 and encodes 143 amino acids.